GCCGCACCAAGUGCUGGAGCGGCGGAGGGUUCCCCGGCGGGAGGAACGGGUUCUGUGAGGUCAGCGGGCCGAAGCCUUUGUCACAAUGCAGCCUUCCCCCUCGACGCCCGGGCCCGCACGCGCCGCAGACACCUGCCCGGCUCCUCCUGGACCGGAGCGUCCUCGCGCGGCCAGGGCUCGGGCAGCUGCUUCCAGCCUGGGACCGGCCUUGGCCUCCGGCAGAGCGCCCCGGGUCCUGGACAUGAGUGCCCAGGAGCCCCCGCAGGGUCGAAGAUUCCCUAUAGAGGCCGGAGAUUCCCCUAGCCUUGCCGCCGCCCCCGAGUCCCAGGACAGCCCAGAGCCAGUAGCUACGGAGCACAGCCCAGUCAGGCCGCUUCGACGCUGCCCCGGCUGCCACUGCCUGACGCUGCUGCACGUACCCAUCGACGUCUACCUGGCUAUGGGCGGGAGCCCCGGGGCCCGCGCCACCUAAGUGAGCCUGCGCACGCACGGCGUCUCUACAGGAGCCGGGCGGGGACGAGGCCCGCUGAGGUCGCGCGCGCCGAGCACGAGACAAUGAUGCACAUUUUAAAAUAAAAGAAUGAUGCACAUUUUAAUAAAGCACAGCAUAAACUGUUCUUUCCA
This is a messenger RNA of Hipposideros armiger (great roundleaf bat), 624 nucleotides long. RefSeq names its product family with sequence similarity 229 member A (gene FAM229A). The transcript is spliced from 3 exons. The record is from RefSeq and is a predicted model, not a curated record. NCBI's taxonomy places the organism in Eukaryota, Metazoa, Chordata, Mammalia, Chiroptera, Hipposideridae. The coding region runs from base 86 to 472 and encodes 128 amino acids.